This is a messenger RNA of Trichomonas vaginalis G3, 1839 nucleotides long. RefSeq names its product regulation of choline O-acetyltransferase protein. Lineage: Eukaryota; Parabasalia; Trichomonadida; Trichomonadidae. The record is from RefSeq and is a predicted model, not a curated record. The transcript has a single exon. Gene Ontology annotation, molecular function: metalloendopeptidase activity. The coding region runs from base 1 to 1839 and encodes 612 amino acids. Gene Ontology annotation, cellular component: cytoplasm; membrane. Gene Ontology annotation, biological process: proteolysis; cell adhesion.
AUGCUUUUUAUGUUGUUUUUGCUUGUUAAAUCGUUCGAUAACGCAUAUUUUACAGAUGAUGGACAACUUAUAUUGCCAGAACCUAUUGUUGUUGAUACUUAUCCAUACGGAACGAGACAAAAUCUUGACGAAAGUGGAUGGAAGAACAUCCGAAUCAAGUUAAACUACAGUUACAUCACAGGCGAACUCCGUGAAUCACUUUCAUGUUAUGAAGUAGGUCAAGUUAUUCAACUCACCUCAAGUAAAAGUGUAACAUGCACAAAAGAAAUGAUUGUUUCUAACAAAGAUUUAACAAAUCUAACUAUUGCAAUGAAUAAUCUCAAAUCAUUUGCCGAAAAAUUCCUCAGAGUCAUUCCAACUCCAAAUCAAGAUUACGAUAUUGAAUAUUUUGUAAAAAUUAUAAGGUAUCCAAGAGGAUCUGAUGUAAUUGCCAAGGCAGGUGCAUUAACACGUGAUAAAUUCGAACGCCCUCUGCAAGCCCAUGUGCUAAUCAAAGACCUUGAACUUCCAAAUUAUGUUUCAGAAUUUGAAACAAACACAAGUGCAUUUGCUAAUGUAAUGUUUCAUGAAUUUACACAUGCAUUAUAUGCAUUACAACAGAACUAUCAUUAUAGAAAUUCUACUUUGUUUUAUCCAGAGAGACGAGCAUUCUGUUCAAUGAAAAAGUAUGGAAAAACAUACAAAUUUAUCACUGGACCAUAUUCUCAUAUUUUCGCACAAAAACAUUAUGGUAUAGAUGUAUUUGAAGGUGAUGAUAAGAAUUGUACAUCAGGUAUCGAAAUAGAAGAUGGUGGUGGCCCUGAUACAAAGGGUUUUCAUAUUAAAGCAAGCAGAUUCUAUUCAGAUUUGAAUAUUGGAAUGUCUACACAAAGUAAUGGAAUGAAAUUUGAACGAAUUACAGAUGCAACAAUUGCCAUACUUCAAGACACAGGAAACUAUAUAUGCAACUGGUCAAUGGCACAACCAUUAGUUUGGGGAAAUCCAGAAUCCCAAAUUGGAGGCAAACCAAUUAAAGACUUUGCUCUAGGACCACCACAACUUGUCUUUCCAAAACAUUAUCUUAAACAACAAGACGAAUACCAAAUGAUUCCAUUUUAUUAUCAGCCCGAUUAUGUUGGAUUUGAUUUUAAAUAUUUUGCUUUGGAUUUUGGUCUCCAACGUGGAUCAGAUUGUAGUGGAGACUGGGAAAAAUUGUGCACUAACCAAGAGUUUUAUAACCCAUUGAAAAAGAAUAGGCUAUGCCAUCACGAUAUUUUUGAUUAUACAAUGGUUAAAGUUCCAUAUGAAGCAUAUUGUGAAAAAGGAGAAGCUAUGAUUCCAGGAUAUGCAUACUGUCGAAAAUAUAUUUGCAACAAAUAUGAAAGUUUUACAUUGAUAACUCCAGAAUUAAAAGAUAUCUAUGGAAAUCAGACAAAUCUUACUUGCACCAAAGAAAAUCCAAACAAAAUAAUAACAGCAGAAUCUACUUACUAUUCAGGUUAUACGAAUAUUACAUGUGUUCAUCCAGAGUUGUUCUGCCGAACUGUGAAAUUGAGCGAAAUGCAUUUUGUUCGUGAUCCAUUAGAUCCAGAUCUAAAUGUAAGACAACUUGAUGACUAUGAUAACAAUAUUAUAAAUAAUAGUAAUAAUAACAAUGAAACCGACGAAAAAUCUAAUAGCACAAACAAAUCGAACAAUAUCAUCAAAAUUGUAAUUCCAUGUGUUGUUGUCGGAGUUAUUAUUAUUGCUGCUAUUAUCAUUACAGUAAUUGUCAUCCGAAAGAAACGUCACUCUAAUAAAGAUAAGAGUGAUAAUGAUAUAGAGUUAAAUGAUCAACAAAAUGAUUAUUUACCAAACUAA